Ipomoea nil (Japanese morning glory) is the source of this 2025-nucleotide messenger RNA. RefSeq names its product pentatricopeptide repeat-containing protein At5g56310. Gene Ontology annotation, molecular function: protein binding; RNA binding. The transcript is spliced from 4 exons. Gene Ontology annotation, biological process: RNA modification. The record is from RefSeq and is a predicted model, not a curated record. Lineage: Eukaryota; Viridiplantae; Streptophyta; Magnoliopsida; Solanales; Convolvulaceae. The coding region runs from base 71 to 1768 and encodes 565 amino acids.
ACACAGUGUUAAUUCAGUAGGCUUGAGAUUUCUCAUACUCUCGUAGCGGAUUCUUUUGUGCUUGAAGGUAAUGCUACUUACGCGGCUGAGCCGCCGUAAAAUUGGCAUCUGCCCACCGGCACUACUCAAAAAUCUUAAACACCUCCACGGAAACGCCGGCGGCUUUCCGCCUGUAGACCAAUCUUUUGAGGUUCUGCUAAAGAAAUGCUCCACUGCACAGCAUAUUCAUCAAGCCCACUGCUAUAUGCUCGUCCGAGCUCUGGAUCACGAUAACAUCCUUCUGAAUCGAUUCGUCGCCACUCUCUCCGCGCUUGGGUUCUCCGACUAUGUGUAUUUCUCAGUCUUCUUCGCUCCCAACCCGGACAUGUACCUAUACAACACCGCCAUUGACGUUCUCGCUCGCCAGCCGCGUUUGUCUGAACAGGCCAUUAGCCUCUAUAAAAGGGCUCGAGUCAUUGGUUUGAAGCACGAUACUUACUCUAUUCCGUUUGUGUUGAAUGCCGUUAUCGGUGAUUGUGGAUUGAUAUUCACCGGCCGGCAGAUUCACUGCGAGGGUGUUAGGACAGGAUUGAACAAUGACGUCCACGUGGCGGUGUCGCUCGUCCGUAUGUACUCUGCUUGCGGGCUUGUUUCCGAUGCACGAAAGGUGUUUGAUGAAAUGCUGCAUAGGGAUGUGGCGCUGUGGAAUGCCAUAAUAGCUGGCUACGCCAAGGCUGGUGAUAUGGGUAGUGCAGUUGACUUGUUCGAGCGUAUGCCCAGGAGAAAUGUUGUUUCUUGGACUACUAUCAUAGCUGGUUAUGCUCAGGGAAAUCUGUCUCAUGAUGCUAUUGCUGUUUUUCGGAGAAUGAUGGCUGAUUCAAGUGGAGUCAAGCCUGAUGAGGUAGCCAUGUUGGCUGCACUUUCGGCUUGUUCAAAUUUGGGUGACCUUGAGUUGGGUGAGUGGAUCCACACUUAUGUUGAGAAACAUCAAUUGCAGAGAACUAUAAGUCUUAACAAUGCACUAAUUGAUAUGUAUGCUAAAUCAGGGAGCAUACAGAAGGCUAUGCAACUUUUCGAGAGUAUGACAAACAAAAAUGUGGUAACUUGGUCAACGUUGAUCUCUGGCUUGGCUACUAAUGGCCUUGGAAGAGAAGCUCUUGACAUGUUUUCUCGUAUGGAAGGGGCUGGAAUUAAGCCUAAUGAUGUGACUUUAAUAGCUGUACUCUCUGCCUGCAGCCAUGCGGGUUUUGUUGAGUUGGGUCGCUGGUAUUUCUAUACAAUGGAAGAAAGGUAUGGGAUUAGACCCAACAUUAAACACUAUGGCUGCAUAAUUGAUCUUUUAGGGCGUUCUGGUCGCCUUCAAGAGGCUGAAGACCUAAGUAAAAGAAUGCCAUUCGAAGCAAAUGCAGCUAUAUGGGGAUCACUGCUUGCUGCAUCUAGGAACCAAGCCAAUGUUGGACUUGGGGAGCGAGCUCUUCAGCACCUACUCAAAGUGGAACCUCAUAAUAGUGGCAAUUAUUCACUUCUGUCUAGCAUAUAUGCUUCUCUUGGUAGGUGGGAUGAAGCUAGGGCAUCAAGGAUAGUCAUGCGGGAUAUUGGUGUUAGAAAGAAGCCAGGUCAUAGCUCUAUUGAGGUGGAAAACAGAGCUUAUGACUUCAAUUCAGAGGAUAGGUCGCACCCUCAGCUUGAGGGGAUAUACAGAACUCUGCUGCAGUUAAAUGAACACUUGAAGAUGUCAAGGCACACCGUUUGGGAUUAUGACCAUCUGCUUGAUUCUGUUUCUGUGUAACAUGAUAUCCUCCUCCUAUGAAACUGGAGACAAAUCAUUGCAAACCCCAGCAGAAUGGGCUUCAACCUUUUUUGAGAAGAAAAAGCAAAGAGAUAAUCCAUCAAAUUAAGGAUUUUAUUAGAGCAUUUGGUGAACUGGUUGAUUGAUUGCACAUGGUUCCACCUAUUUCUGAUUCAUAAAUACCUCAAGGAUACUCUUACUUUCCGGGCCAAGGACAGCUAUACAGAUUCUCUUGAACAUAAAAGAGAGUUCAACAU